AUGGCAGCGGAUAUAUAUAAAGAUUUCCCAUCGGCUAAAGAAACGAUUGACGAGUGCAACGAUAUUCUUGGUGGUGGAUUACGUGAGAUGAUGUUCAAAGGGCCUCAUGAGGAUCUCAUGCUGACACCCAAUGCGCAGCCAGCCAUCUUGUGUCAUUCUAUUGCUAUUCUUCAAGUUCUUCAAAAAGAAUUUGGAUUUGAUAUCAACUCCUGUAAAUAUGCACUGGGUCACAGUCUUGGAGAAUACUCUGCCUUGGUUGCCACAGGUGCCUUAUCUUUCAAGAAUGCCUUGAAGCUUGUGAGAUUGCGUGGUAUUGCUAUGCAGUCGUGCGUUACUGAUACACAGACAUCGAUGCGUGCACUAGUAGUUGCAAAAGGCUAUCUAGCAAAUGUUGAGCAAGAAAUGCUCGAGAUUCAAAAAUCUAUGCCAAAGGGUGAAGUGGCUCAAAUAGCAAACAUCAAUAGUCGAUCACAGAUUGUAUUGAGUGGGACGUUAAAAGGAGUCGAGUAUGCGGAAACAGUGUUGCAACUCAAAGGAUAUGCUGGAAGAUCACUCGCGUUGCCAGUAUCAGCACCAUUCCACUGUAGCUUGAUGACACCGGCAACAAAUGUUUUGGGUCCAGCUCUUGAAGAGGUUUCUUUUUGCCAACCCAAAGUUGACGUGAUUGCCAACGUUACAGCCAAACCGUAUGUGAGUUCAUCUGAAAUUGGCUCCAUGUUGAAGAAUCAAGUUACGCAGACUGUUCAAUGGGAGAAAUCUGUUCGGUAUGCCAAAGAAGUCGGAGGAGUCUCCAACUGGAUAGUUAUGGGUCCUCUGCGUGUACUUUCCAACUUGCUUCGCAAGGAUUAUCCGAAAAACACCAUAAGACCAAUGUGGACAUCUGAAGAGAUCAAGGCAUAUAAGCAAUAAACUAUAUUCUUGAUGUAUUUACAA
This is a messenger RNA of Batrachochytrium dendrobatidis JAM81, 933 nucleotides long. RefSeq lists its product as uncharacterized. The coding region runs from base 1 to 909 and encodes 302 amino acids. The transcript has 9 exons. The record is from RefSeq and is a predicted model, not a curated record. Lineage: Eukaryota; Fungi; Chytridiomycota; Chytridiomycetes; Rhizophydiales. Gene Ontology annotation, cellular component: mitochondrion. Gene Ontology annotation, biological process: fatty acid biosynthetic process. Gene Ontology annotation, molecular function: [acyl-carrier-protein] S-malonyltransferase activity.